ACUUCCAGGAACAGUGCAGCUAUCGGAGGGGAGUGAGGUGGACACAGCGGCUAUGGACUGACAUCUGAAAACUGCUCUUUUCUUUGAAUUCGCACAGCUGCAGACUUCAUUUCACUCUAACAUCUCCGGACUCUAAAAAUCCUUCAAAUAAAAAAAAACCUGAGAAGGGAUACUGCUCUUGAUGCGCAAGUACAGACAUGUCUUCAUUUUAAGGUCAGGAGCCAAAAAGUUUGCUCGAGAUCACACAAGCAAAGAAAAAUCAGAUUCUUCCUCCAACUGAUUCUUGGUGAAAUUUAUACAAUCAAAAGAGGACCGCGAGGCCCAAGUCCUGCGCUUGUCCUCUUCCUUGUGCAAUGCCGAAGAAUGACACGUGGCCAGGCAGCGUUGCCAUGGAAUCCUUGAGCAAUUUGGACAGUGCCGGGAGCUGCGACAGUGUAAUCAGCAUGAACUCUGGCUAUAGUGAAGACAGUAUGGAGCACUUAUCUCCCGAAGAGAGGGCAUGUCUCAUGUAUCUGGAGGAAACCAUUGAAGCGCUGGAGGUGCAGGAGGACAGCGGCUUAUCCAAUUAUGAACAAGAUCCUGGGUUACAGGCAGACAAAAUGGGUCGGAUGAGAGUAAAUGAUAUUUCCAGUUUGGAGUCUGAUGAGUCCGGAAGAGACCAGAAAUCAGAGCCUGGAUCCAGAGUGUUAACCAUCGAAGACAAAGCUAAGCAUCACGCUCUAAAUCAGACCUUAAAACCACAGUCCUCUCCUGCCCCUGCAGUCAACACCAAAGACCUCGAAACAUCAAUGAACCACAUGACUCAAUCCAAACCUCCAGUCACUGAAUCAGUCACUGAUUGCAAAAUCCACCCAUCAGCUACUCAGAUGUGUGUAUCCACGGCUGGAGAUGGUAGUCUCAAGAUUGUCCCAAGUGCCAGUCUUUGCCCCGGUCAGGCCACUGGGGCCUCUGAGAUAGAUGUGGGUGUGAUCCCUCCUCCCUCAGACUUCAUGGAUGAGCCAGGCCUUCCUCCACUGCCAGGGAAAGUAAAAGACCUUCCUCCAUCUGCAGGAAUAUCCAAUAACAAGCCAGGAACAACUAUUGACUUGGAGCAGCUACGCCAGAGAGCCUCUGCACAGAAAACUUCAGUGAGUUCCUCUGGGACCCAGGAGCCUCCAAACAAGCCCCCAAAACUGAGUCUUCCUGCCGUCAGCUCUGGUCACUUAAUGAGUCCUCCUGAAGCCGCUGAGCUCAGAAGUCCACCUGCAGUGGCCCCCAAGCCCAAGAAGCUUCCCGCCAACAUUAUUCUGAAGUCACACAAGGCAGCAGCGGUUGGCUCAGAUGGCACCUCGGGACAUCCGGCGCCCACUAGCAAUGACCGGCUCUUGUUGGACCCCCAGAGGGUUCGCAUUGAGGCCCUCCGAAAGCUUGGCCUGCUGCCUGCUGAGGCACAUUCAGGCACCGCCCUGAGCCCUAAACUUUCUCCCAAUACUAGAAGUUCAUGGACAGCUCCUCCUUCUCCAAUCAGCCCAGCUGCUCCACAUACACCACCCUUGAUCCCAUCUUACACCAGUGUCAACUGUCCACCACCUGCUUCCAUCCCGCUCCAGUCUCCUGCAGCUGUGUUGCCAUCGGCUACGUCUACCGCUCCUGCAGUCCAGCCUGCUGAGGUUCUCCCAGCACCUGCCGCUUUCAGUGACCCCGUUGGACCUCCACUGUCAGAUAACGAUGCUGUCAAAGAUGCUUCACAGGCCACAGUAAAUGCACAGGUGAACAUGCCCCCUCUCACCCCCCCUGCACUGGUCAAGCAUCUAACCCCACCCAAGGUGGUAGGUGUCAAGUCAGCCACCCUGGAGCGCUCUGGCCUGGGUAUAAGCAGCUAUAUGGCUAGUCAAGACUCCAAGGAGGCCAGCCAGGGUGUCAGCGGUGAGCAGAGCCCCAGCCAGCUACGUAACAAUCGGGCACGCCCCGCAUCUCUGGGGAGUGGGAAAGAGUUUACAAGAGCUCAGGGAGAGGGUUUGCUGGUGGGCCGUGCCAGCAGCAAAGAGCCAGACUUACGGAAGUCCCUGCCUGCCCAAACUGCCUUUCAGCACACCGGAGACUCUCAGAAGCUGCCUCGAUCCCAAGGCAUCAGUGUUCUGAUCUGCCCUCGUGCAGAAAACGUAGAAAACCGCCGCGAGGCCCUUAAGAAGCUGGGGCUGCUCAGAGACUGAGGCAUCGAUCUUACACCUCAUCUUUCUGCCACAGACUUCCUAUAGAUGCUAUAUUUAAAGGAACAUACCCGAGAUUGAUACAGGAUUGAUGAAGGCAUUACAAAACUUUUGGGGAGCAGCUUAAACCACUUAUUUAUGCACUUUCAUUUUCACGUCCUGACUAUAUUGACUCAUUGUCAUGUCCACUCUACUGUACUUGUUACGGAUAUUGUACAGCCAUAUGCACAGUGUUUUAUUUCUCAUGAAACUGUCAAUCAAGGAUUUUUGGGAUAUUCACUGACUCUCAUACUGUAGCUGUGCUUUUUGUAAAUUAAAAAUACUGUUACUUUUAAGAGGCAGUGAGUUACUCUGUCAUUUUAAUGUUUAUUGUGAUCAGGUAUGAACCUUUUUGUACACCAGUGUCUGUUUUCACACAUUAUUGUUUGUUACAGUGACACCACUGUGAGGCUGGUUCCCCUCUUAGUUCUCCUUUUUAGAUACGAAAAGGUCACUGUUGUUCACUUUCACUUCCUAAAAUCCGUUAGGAUUUUUUUUUUAGCUUUUUUGACUACAGGAACUGUCUAAUAUGUUGUGUACUUAACAUGAGCUGCAUUAAUCUUGAAUUGCUGUUUGUCAAAACAACGGGUUUUGCAUCAUAAUUGGAGGGUGUUGAUUAAAUGAAUAAAAAUGUAUAAAGUA
Sander lucioperca (pikeperch) is the source of this 2870-nucleotide messenger RNA. Its product is annotated as specifically androgen-regulated gene protein. The coding region runs from base 354 to 2192 and encodes 612 amino acids. The record is from RefSeq and is a predicted model, not a curated record. NCBI's taxonomy places the organism in Eukaryota, Metazoa, Chordata, Actinopteri, Perciformes, Percidae. The transcript is spliced from 5 exons.